Pollicipes pollicipes is the source of this 706-nucleotide messenger RNA. RefSeq names its product translation machinery-associated protein 16. NCBI's taxonomy places the organism in Eukaryota, Metazoa, Arthropoda, Thecostraca, Pollicipedomorpha, Pollicipedidae. The transcript is spliced from 7 exons. The coding region runs from base 170 to 706 and encodes 178 amino acids. The record is from RefSeq and is a predicted model, not a curated record. Gene Ontology annotation, cellular component: nucleus.
GGUAUCAGGCAGCAGGCGGGCGAGGCUUUAUUGGGCGGAAUAAACAAAUAUUUUACUUGAGGAAGGCUGUAUGUUGAUCUUUGCGAACGUAUAAGAUUUCUAGAGAAGGUACAGACAGCCCAUGUGAACUGAUUUAUUUUUGCUAUAGGGGUAUCGAAGCUCGUUAACCAUGGGGAAAUUAGAGAAGAAAAAGGAAGCCAAACUAAUUCACCCCAAUAGCAGAAAAGCUACUGCCUUAGUCAAGAAGAAUAUCAGAACUGCGCGACGUGAGGCGAAAAAGCAGCAGGGUCACCAGCACCUGCGGCUGCUGGCUGAGCGGCUCAUCUGGUUCAGGGACCACCUUGACACUGACAAGCGGAAGUACUCGGUGGAGGAGACCCACGAGCUUAUAGAAAGGUACAUAGCGCGCCAGGAGGCGGAGGCGUGCUCGGGCGUGCCACUCGUGUCCCAGGAGGACCUGGUGAAAGUUGACGAAAAUAUCAACAGUUUUGAGUGCGUGGACCUGACCAGCGAGGAGGCCGUGCUCUGGCUGCGGACCUGGGACGGGCAGGUGAAGCUCGUGCCGCAGGUCAAGACGCACAAGUUCAUCAGGGGACGCCUCGCGGACCCGGCCGAAAGUUCCGCCUCCAAAGAUGGCCAAGAGAUGGCAGGAGACGUUGACGAUACGCCCCCGCUUGCUGACGAGGACGAACGCAAGCGACGCUAG